AUGGUCUUUGGAUGGUUUCAAAUAUUCCGUAAAGGAUCAACAACCCUUUCUUCGGAAACAAACAAUGAGAAGCUUCAUACAUUGAAUCGACAUGAUCAAUCACGUACGAGCAAUUUUAAUCGUGCACCCUCAUCGUCAUCAUCUUUCCGAUUUUCAUCAUGGUUUUGGAAUGGUUUAUUGUCCUCUAAUUAUAAUGUAUUUCAAUCUCCCUUUCAUCGCUUGAUGGUUCAUGCUCAGGAACAAGAAUCAAAGAAUUUCUCAUCAUCACAACACGAACUGCAACAACACAACUCUCAAGCGCCAACUUCCGAAGAAAUAUUUCAACAAUUUCUCAAACAAACUCAAUCAAAACACCAGAGUGAGAAAAAGGAAAAAUCAAAGAUAGAGAAGAAAAAAGAAGAAGAAGAACUCGAAGAUAGAUUAACGACGUUGUCUCUUGAAGACUUAGAAGAUGACGAGAUUUUUGCACGAGUUCAACGAAAAUAUCACUUGAAAAACAUGUUCAAACUAAUGAAUUCAUGGGCAAAAUGUUCGAACAUGCCAAGAGAACCUCUAGAUGGACAUCCAUUUGUGCCAGAUCCAAAAACAUUGGAGACGAUGCAGUUAGCUUGCCAUGUGAGUGGCAUGGUCGAUGCAGAAGAGUACUUUACUUUGACUCAUAGAUGUUUACCAACGACAGAUACAAUCAACCUUGUCAGUGGACAUAAGGCUUUCUCAUCGAAUAUUCUCAAUAAGGAAGAGGCUCUCGAGACUGUGACACAAUGUAGAGAUUGUGUUGAAGGAACUGAUCCUUAUACACAAGAAAUGAAACAAAUUUAUUUUGAAACUAAGGAUUUAAUUGAAGAGAAGAACUCUUUGAGGAUAUUUCUCCCAAAGGUUUCUGCGCUGCUUAACUUAGUCUCAGAAACGGAAGGCCUUUCAGAAGGACCUCAAAUAGAAGCGCGAGAAAAAUUUUGUGUAAAUCAACAUAAGGACAGCAAUAGAUCCAUUGCUGAGAAGAUUCAUUGGGCUCAGCUCAAAAUAUUCCAGAGAGAAUUCUCUGAAAUGAGGAAUUGUCUGAAUUCGACAUCGAACGAUACUGAAAAAUGCAAAUUUGAAACAACGAACUAUGUUUUGCAGUCAAGAGCAGUAGCAUGCGGUAAAGAGAUGGCAUAUUGCCUCGACAAUUUUUCUACAAUAGCCAACAAGUUAGAAGAUUAUCAAAGAAGGCACACAAAAACAGGAGUUCUUGUUGGAUUUGGAAAAGUUAUUAACGAGGAAGAUGAGGAUGAUAUUUUUGGAGAGCAAGAUGAGGAUGACGAGAAAAUGCAGUGCUCCAAUAAGAAGAAUAAUCAAAAGAAACAGCAAACAACUUCCCAAAAGAAGAAGAAAACUACAGUUGAAGAAAUCAACGACGACGAUGAUGAUGGUGACUAUGUAUUUGGAUCCUAUAACUAUGAUAAUUUGAAUGAGGAAGAAGUUACAUUUGUUGGAAAGAACGAGUAUGCAGAAGAAGAUGAGAAAGACAACAUCAUUGUUAAUCAAGUCUUAAAUAAUGCCAGUUCAAAGUCCUACUCAAAUUCUAAGAGCAUUACUAGCUCUUUGAGCUCUACAAAUUUUCUGUUGAGAGGCUCACAAAAACGAAUGCAGGUCGAUGAUUCUAUUGAAUCCUCCUCGAACACAAUUCCAAGCAAUCACAGCACAGAAUUGGAUACGAAUUUAAAUACAGCAGAUUUUACCAACAUGAAUAUUGAAGACAGAGAUCAAGUUUUAACAACCACAAUGGAACGCUUUACCAAAUGCAUGACUCUCUACCAGCCUGUUACGAACUGUGUGAAACGUGUCGAAAAGCACUCCAGCAAAAUCUUGCCAAAGUGCAACGAAGAAACGGGAAAAAGAAAAAGAGACGCUUCAAACCACGUGAGAAAUCGUAUGCAGAAAAACUCUAUGAAUUUGAUACCUCAAAAGAGGAGUGAGGCAGAAGUAAGGCAGAAAUGA
Molecule: messenger RNA, 1977 nt
Organism: Naegleria fowleri
Lineage: Eukaryota; Heterolobosea; Eutetramitea; Acrasida; Naegleriidae
Exons: 1
Coding region: 1-1977 (658 amino acids)
Source: RefSeq, a predicted model, not a curated record